AUGUACCAGCCAAGCUCCUCGGACGCUGGUGGCAAAGACCCCGAGUAUCGCCAGCGCGAUUCCACCCCCAGCAUCAACACCACCGACGUCGGUCCACGCGACCAUGCAGCCCAGAUGCGACGAGUGCGCGGGCCCACGCCAGCACCAACGACGCAAGUGUCCGGGACUUGGGUGCCAACUUCGGACCCCAUCUCCGACGGCCAAGGGUACAUGCGCGACUCUGGCAAGACAGAGUCGGAAGUAAGCAGUGGUCGCGAAGACUCUGAGCCAGGCACGGCCAGUAUCGUCGCCACGGGAACAGGGAGAAGAGGCCGAGCAAGGGAAGAGUCGAGCGACAAGGAAAGAGGGUACGCUCAGUCAAAGCGCCGUCUUGACAGCUCGAGCCCCAGUCUGGCCAGUAGAGUGCCUUGGGGAAAAGAACCUCUUUUUCUGGGUGAUCGAUCUUUCGACAAAGACGACUCGGAGGAGGAAGAGUUGUCUCUGCGACCGGAUGGAGAGUCGAGCGACAGGCACACGGUCGACCGGUCCAGCACGCUCCCCGUCAGCACGCUCCCCAUCAGCACGGUCCCCGUCAGCACGCUCCCGGCCAGCACGCUCCCGGCCAGCACGCUCCCACUCCCCACCGACUACUCGCAGCAAGGACCUGAAGAUGUCGACAUGGCCGAAAUCAUUGAGAAAUGUUUCGGCUCUGGUCACAACAUCAUCUUUGGAGUUUCCAAAGCUCGAGGUGCUGCUGCUCGCUUCCAGGCUUGCAUGCAGGUGAUGGGUGUGGUGGACCCGCUGCGCAUGCUCAACACGGUGCGCAAUGUGGUCACCGGCAUUGUUGAUGAUGCCGAGACUCUUGCGCCUGAGGAUCGUCUCCGUGCAGUGCUAGGCACAGCGGUGGACCUUCCUCCCGAGCACGCUUAUAGGGCAGUAUACCUUCGGCUGCUCGGUGAGUACUCUUUAGAGCAGCACCUUGCCUUCUGCCAAGGUCACAGGGAGGAAACGGGCUACGAAAGUGCAAAGAGGCGAUUCCAAAUCGCCUUGCAAGACUUUCAUCAAUUUGGACCAUCAGCUCGUCGACUCCUUGGGUACUUUGGACAGACCAUGGGUGCUGCGAUGGACCGUGCUCAGGCAGACUACGACAGGGCAAAGGAUCCAGACCGCCCUGCCUCCUAUCUCGCCCACCUCUUGGCCCGGCUGAAGAUUGAGGACGUGCAAGUCUUGCCUCUGUGCUCUCUGCCAAAAUGGUGUGGUGCCAAGGAGCUCCACACCAUCGAGCACAUGUUCAUCAUGGCUUGCGGAGGCGUCAUGCGGCUGGCCAACACCUCGCCCGGCUCAGCUGCACCCAAUGUCGAGCCUGCUCGACGGCCAGACUUUAUGCAGAUUGACCCCUCGUUGCUGGAAGAGCUCAAGCUGGCCUCUUGGCCAAUGACGUCCGGCCUCGAGGUGGAUCAGAUGGGCGAAGGUGGCCUCUUAUUUACGAUUACGAGAACGCGACGAACCCUUGACGACGAGUUACGAAUGCGCAACGAUGCCGAGCUCUGGCUCUCAACCCUUGGUGCGGCGGGCAGAAACUUGGAGCUGGACUUCAAGUCGAUGCAAUUGGCCAACAUUGACGACCUUCGCCAAUGGCUUCGACCAAAGAGCGUGCCACAUCGCACCGCGCUCUUCAUCCCUAGCGGUGAAGAUUACGAUUCUUUUCACGACAAGGCUCUGCGUGCCGGGUGCACGUUCUCCAUCCACCCCGCGUUCCAGCACCUCGGUCGACGCAUCUGUGCUGCCUCUCCCGUUGAUGACAUGACGCACCCCUUUAACGCCGUCCCUGACAUUGUCACGAUUUCUGGCCUCCUCGACUGGCCGGUUCCAGUCAUCACCGCUCUUUCUCUGUCUGUCCCGAUCGGGCAUGUUGCAACGCGACAGGAACAUCAGGAAGUCAUUGCCAGGAUGUUUGCUGUCGCCGCGCACAUGAUCCUCUCCACCACUCCUUUGGAUCUCGACAACCCUCGCCUCGCACUGACGUCACGACUCCACGCUGUCCUUGAUGGACCAGACGCUACGACUAUCAACGGCAGGUCAUAUUUAUUCUACAAAGACGAGAAUAUGCUAUUUAAUGCCAGCCAAGAUGUUGCCGUCACGUAUCAACCCCCGUCCGAGGAAGCUCCCUCGCUCCUCUUAAAGGGUCGUGGCGGCCAACACUUUUCCUUUCCCUUAAAGAGCGAGCUUGCUGGCGAGCUCAUCACUGGCCAUGUACAAUUUCAAGUCUGCAUUCGACCGCGAGGCGUAUUUAUGCCUGGCACGGCACAAGUCCACGAGCUGGACUCUCUCUUCAUCGUCGCAUUCCGCGAAACCGAUCCCCGCCUUGGCAAUCCAAAUGCUGCGCAGGAAAUUGGAUCCAUCGCCUUUAUCAACCUGCCGCAGGACGGUCUGGCCAACCCCCUAUUUAUGAUGUGGAAGCGAGGCAGCCUGGACAACAAUGCGGGACUGGCGCUUGCUCACUGGAGCGCCCUCGCAGAGCGCCUAUGGACUUUGUCGGACAACGUCGCCCAACUCUUUCCUGGUGUUCUGCGCGUCUACCCGGGGUCACACACCGCGCAAGGGAUCAAGGGAUUUGGUGCGUCGCUCUGCUGCCCACAAGUGUCGCAUGCCGUCAUGACCUUGGCAGAGCGCGCAAAGAUUGUCAAUACGCGCAUGCCAGAGCAGGUCUCUCGUUAUAACCCCUCUGCGCAUGUGCCAAAGAUCUUUCAACCAUCCUGGCGGCUGCCUGCGGCGCUUGCGAGUCGACUUGGACGAGAGUAUCAUCACCUUCAGCAGAAUACCGACGUCCCUAUCCACAUUCUCUUGCGGGCUGAUGGUAUGCUCUCCGUCGUUGGCCAGCUUGCGAGCGGCAAGGCAUGCCUGCCAAAGCAACCCUUUGCGCCCGUCAAGACCUCGGUAGACACCCGCAGGCUGAUCGAUGCCGAGUACGAGGAGCUGUUUUGCUUUUCAAUCUUUCACAUCGUCAGCAUUGUCCUGCUGGAUGCUGCUGCGACGGGCAAUGAGCAAAUCUUUUUGCUCUACGCUCAGUUGCAGUUGUACGUCAGCAAGGCCGAAGAUGCCUUCAUCGAGCAAGUAUGGAACGUUGCGCACGGUCUGGCCAGAGAUGGAGAGACGGCGGCCUACUGGUUCAUUCAACGGCAAGAUUCUACCACGCGUCUCUCCCACGACCGUCACGCACGCGCCAUUGCUCGUGGACUGGCAUUGACAAGGGAGGAGCGCACCUUGUUUCAACGCUCACAGGCUCACCAGGCGCGCAUGGAGGCCCAAGAGACUGCUCGUGCUGCAGCAGAGAUUGAGCGUCUCACCUCUCAACUCGAGAGCAGCUCGAGUCAAGCAGCAGUGCCGCCGCCGCCGGUCCAAACGAGCGCCAUCUCUGCUGCGUACGAAGAGACUCUGCGGGAAGGUGUGCGCUUGUCGAUGAGCCUGUCGCUGGAGGCAAAGGAAGAGCAGCUGGCCAUGCUGCUGUUUCAGCCAAAGACCGCCUUGGAGCAUGCGACCAUGUCCAGGCGGCUGGUGGUGGUAAGGGACGGCUGGCGUCAGCAUGCUGACGUGAUUCCUGACCAAGUCUUGCGUGGCCCUCUUCUUUUGAGAGAGGCGUACAUGGAGACGGUGAGCGCUCUCAACUCUCAGCAAGUGCAGCUCAAUCUCCUGCUGCUGAGGUCGAUGGGAGCACCACCUACCACCAUCACCAGCGUCGAGCGUGUGCCAGGAACUGUCGCGCGGAGGGAGGUCACCUUUGAGAGGGGCGCCAAAGUCAUCAACGCUCACCUCGAAGCGCAACCUCGACGUCGCUAG
Messenger RNA from Ceraceosorus guamensis, 3816 nucleotides. RefSeq lists its product as hypothetical. The transcript has 3 exons. Lineage: Eukaryota; Fungi; Basidiomycota; Exobasidiomycetes; Ceraceosorales; Ceraceosoraceae. Bases 1 to 3816 code for a protein of 1271 amino acids. The record is from RefSeq and is a predicted model, not a curated record.